Molecule: messenger RNA, 7293 nt
Organism: Acanthocheilonema viteae
Lineage: Eukaryota; Metazoa; Nematoda; Chromadorea; Rhabditida; Onchocercidae
Source: the annotation of a GenBank genome assembly
AUGUCAUCAGUGUUGGUUGGUUAUACAGAUGCAGCUGCAAAUGCAGCUCAAGCAGCUUCACUGAUAAAUAACAGUAAAUAUCGAGCUUAUGUUGCGUCAGUCGAUAAGGCACUGAAAGCUUUUGAGACUACUAAUGAAUGGGCCGACUUGAUCUCAGCUCUUGCAAAACUUAGUCGGGUAUUUCAUGCAAAUGCAAAAUUUGGUGAUAUACCGAAGCCAGUGACUGUGGCAAAGCGCCUUUCGCAAUGCUUACAUCCGGCCCUGCCUCAUGGUGUUCAUCUGAAAGCACUGGAAACUUAUCGACAGCUCUUCGAUAUCCUUGGUCGUAAGGAUCUUCCACGUUUGUUGUAUCUUUUCGCUGUUGGACUUUUUCCACUGAUGGAUCACUGUGGAAUAAAGGUAAAAUCGGAAUUGUUGAAUAUAUUUGAACAAUAUCUCCUUCCACUAGGUGUUGAACUGAAGCCAGCGCUUCCUGGUUUUAUUGCCGGUGUCUUACUAGGCCUUGAAGAAGGAACGGAGUUCUAUGAUAGAUCAUUUUCGCUUUUGGAUCGGGUACAGGAGAGUGUUGGUUCUGAAACAUAUUUUGCAUGUCUUUGGGAAGCAGUCCUUGGUUCACCGUCUGUUCGGCUUCCGGCAUUGAUGUAUGUAAAUGCAAAAUAUAACCGUCGAAAAAGCAUGCACGAUCAAGAAUAUAUUAUGGGAAAUAACAUCGAUCAUAUGAUAGCGGCACUUUGUGCAGCAGCAGAUGAUGGUGGCUCAACACUCGUUCAACGUCAUUUAUUGGACUUUCUAUCCUCUGCUUUUCCACUGAAUUCCGAUCAUCUUGUAAGGGAAGAUUUUGUCCAGCUCCUCAGACGAUGUCUCUUUUUGGUACUUCGCAGGGAUAUGAGCUUGAAUAGGCGUUUGUAUCAGUGGUUGUUGAAUCGUGUUGGUGAUUCAGCUGUUACGGGAUUGCCCGUUGUUGGAGUGGAUGAGCAGCUUGACACUGCUUUUUUCAUCACUUAUGCUUUGCCGAUUGCGAGGAAAGCGAUCGAAGAAUAUCUAAAAUUAGAUACAGUUCAAGUAGCUAGUAACCUUGCAUCCUGGGAUGGCACAAAGGAACAUCAAAUGCAGUAUACAGAAGUGCGCGUUGCACGUUUGUUAUUAUAUUUUAUGGAUCGACCUGAACUAGGCUCUCUUUUUCUUGAAGAAACAUUACUCAUUUUAUUGGAAGCAGCUGCCAAGAAUGAUACACAUUUGGAAUCAGUUUUAGUCAAGGAUGAGGAAGUAUUGAGUAGAACAGAAAGGUUAUCAACUUCGAUAGAAACAAUUAAUGAAGAUAAUCGGCGGUUUAGUGUUACAAGUAAAUCCUCUAUCAGUUCCCGGCAAUCACGAUUAAGUAUUCUAUCAGGACCGGAAGAGACUUCUGCUGAACAGAUUAAACGAUUAGAAGAAUUCGGAAAGACAAUAAAUCUGUUGAUGAAUUCCCUUGAUGUUGGGUUUAUUUGGAAUUUUCUUGAACGAAAACUGAAACUGUUAAUACAGCAAAAACAAAAGGAACUGCAAAAUGGUACAGUAGAUCCAUAUUUGCUGACGAAUGAAAUAAAAAUGUUAAAAGAAGAAGAAGAACGAAGGACAACCCAUGAAUUGGCGAACUUUCCAAAGAUAAUAUUAUUUUGUCUAAAUACGAUAGAACUGGAUUCUCAUGGUGAUAUCCGAGAGCAGUACUUACCACAAUUAUUGUCAUCGAUCCUCACAACUGUAGCUGAGAAGAAUGUUGCAUCGAUGGAUGGUCAACUACUUGUUCGACUUUUAGUCGUCGCAAAAGCAAUCCUGAAUGAAGUUAAUCAAAGUGCUGUUGUUAUGGAAACUGGAGUCGUCACACGAAAACGUGGUGAGGUAUACGAGAUUGUACGUCACAAUGAACUGGAAUCAAUGGAGAAACCAUCCACACAAGGAGACGCAAUUAAAGAACAAUGGCGAGUAGAGAAUUGUUUAAGUAGUUGUCAGCGACUUCUUGCACAGAUCUGUGAUUGGUAUUGCAAAGAACGAGAUAUUGAACGUCUACAAGCAUUUUAUGCCAUUUCAGCUUUGACACGAGAAUUUGCCGAUUUUCCUCUCUAUGAUUUAGGUGUGGGAUAUCUUAAACGACAUGUGUCAAGUAACUAUCCAGUUUGGUUGAGCGCUUUAUUGAGCAUAUUAUCACUAGACGAAUGGGAUGCUUCUGUAAAUUCUAAUGAUAAUCGUGCUCCUGAAAUCCGGGUAACCGAUAUGUUUGCUCGUGCGAAUGCUUUGGAUUUAAUAACUUAUGUCUAUGUUAGGAGUAUUUCGGUUGCUGAACAACAUGCCGCUAUGCUGCGACGCCAGAAGAGGGAUAGCAAAGAAAGGACAAUUAUACUAUUGAAACCAUUAAUCUCUGGAGCAGACUUGAAACGUUUGGAUAAUGACGAAAUUUUCAUGAAAGCUGCUAAAAUUCUUUGGUCAUACUUGGACCAAAGCGACAAAGCAUAUUAUCAUGCGACAGCUGCUCGACUACUUUGUUUAUUUCAUUCACGCAAGUCUUCUGAACCGAGUAGCGAUGUGGAAGAUUUGAUCAUUAGCAAUCUUACAAGCGAGCUUAGUUGCUCUGCUGCUAAAAAAUUUCGAACAUUAUGGAUGUUAAAUCGACCUUCUGCGGCUGAAGAACUCUAUCUUGGAUUAUCAUCUAAGCUGUUCAACAGGGUCGUCAUGCUCUUGUUGGGUUUUCUGUCUGAUGAUACUAUUGGCUACGAUAAAACAGAAUUGAAAAAUAUUUCUGCUUAUUGGUUCAAUGAUUGCGCUCAGCACUCGGAUUUGCCGUAUAUCUUGCAGAUGUGGACUACUAUGCUCCUGAAUCCGAGUACUUCACGUGCUUCAAUUCAGUAUCUCAACAUGCACGGUAGAAUGAAUAAAGAGAAAUUUCCAUAUAUACCGUCUGGUAUUUGUGCGAUUACACUGUUAACAGAUGGUGGUCAUCAAUCAUUACAUCAUUUAUGCGAAGAUGUUUCGGCACCAAGUUCGAAUGAAGCUAAACGACAUUUGGCCGAAGCUUCGACAGCAUUUGAGAGAUUAAGAACCGGAGAAUACCCAGCUUGGUUAACUGAAUUACGAAAUCGUUUAUUGCAAGGAGGCAAUGAUAGUGGCACGAUGGACUUGAAUGUAACAAGCGAUGCACAAAAGACCCAUCGCAGAACUGUAUCGGAUAUACCAAUGUUUGAUGAUGAUAAUGAUUCUGUUGAAACGGUAUCACUAGAUUCGCUGGAUCAUGAAGUAAUGGAAACACUACAAUAUAUCCUUGAUUGUAUUUGUGCUCAAGAAGAAAGUGAAAUAGAAUUACAAGCUUGUUUUGCCGGUGAACGGUUGUGUUCUCAUGUUCAGAUGACACUGAUCAAUGGUACCGAGAUCGAAAUUAGCGAAAAAGAAGGAUUAUCCAGAAUGGAUGCAAGUAUAUCACAGAAGAGAGCAGCGGAAUCGCAAUCAUCUGCUUUGGUUUCAUCGCGGAAAUCUGUCGAGAAUGGUCCACCAGUUUCUGAGGGCUUUAAACGCUUCAGAGGUCAUCGAAGGCAAGAUUCAUUGCAGGAAAGUAUAUUUACGAUGUCUGCACAAGAGCUCAAAUUAUUCGAUACAUCGGAACUGCCUCGAUUAGAAGCAACUGGCGACGAAGUGCAACCGUUGUGCCAUGAACUGCAUGCACAUAUGUUACUGUAUGCAGAGAGUGGUCAAACUGUAGAUUUAGCGCGUUCUGAAAAAGUAUUUCGAAUGUUAAUUGCACUGAUGCGAACAAAACUUAGCUUUCUAACUCCCAGUUGUAUGGUUUCAUCUGGAACUGCUUCACUUCCAAAAUCUUCAUCAAGCGCUGCAUCUGGGCAAUUAAUGGACCUUUUGUCACGUCACAUUCGUUCCAUAUUAGGGCAGGACUUUUGGGCUUCUGAAUCGGAUAAUCCGAGCGGAACCGACACUUUAAAAUAUAGACAUUACACCUUCCUCGAACUUUUUAUGACUAUUUCUUUACAUUUUCUUCGAUCAUAUUUUCUUAAUUCUCCCACUGCUAACGUUUCUGGUCUUGAUUUACGCAAUGCUUGGAAAUGUAAGAUGGCAGUUUUGGAUUUUCUCACUGAAUUAGUACGCGGAUUAAUAGCGAUGAUCCAAGAGAAUCAGUCUCGAGCUUUAGCUGUUUAUAUUCAUGGCCUACUGCAACGUUCAAAGCUUCAAAAAUGCUUGUUGCAUUCUCUUCUAACUUCUGUCCAUAAUGUUCGACAACAUAAUAACGCCGAAAUAGUUCCAUUAUCAGUAGAUAUAUUGGAAUUCAAUGAUGGCACUGCAACAUCCAGUAAUUUUUGUGAUUUGAUUGUUGGUUAUCAAAGCUCAUUACUAGAUUUAACUGCCACUGUAAUACAGCUGGAAUUGGUGAUCAAAAAUGGAUUUCAAAAUUUCACUGAUCAAAAUAAUAGUGGUAUAGAUAAACUGACACUAAAUCAUCAAAUUUAUAAUUCACCACAACAUCGUGCAACGCUUCGUGAACCAUACGUUAGCAUGGUUGAAUUGCGUAUGUUUUUGUUAACUGUCUUAAAUGCCCUCAAGAAACAUUCAGCUGAACAGGAACAGUGGCUUACAUUUGUCGUACGAAUACUCCCAUUUCUUGAUAGAUCGUUGUCUACAUUUUCGGUGCAUAUUGUCGAACAAUUAUGCAAGAAUCUGGAAUCUGCCAUAAAUGCCGCAUAUUUUCCUGCUGAUAAUAAAAUGAACAAUAUUUCGUCGGCUGAAUCAUUUCCUGUCCGUUCUAUGAUCAAUCAGGGUAAACCAACAUAUCCGACCAAUUAUGCUAUCGGAAUAUUGGAAACGUUGAAUAUGUUCUUUCAUUAUUGCCUUAUCGAUAAUACAUCUCAAACUAGUGCUACUUUAACACUGGCCAAUCAACCUUCACAGGUUGUAACAGUCAACAAUCCAUCGUUGGCAUCUUCGGUAAUGAAUGCGAUACCGGGUACACGUGGCGCUACGGAGCUUAUUUCCAAUCUUGUUAAAGUUUUCUCCUUCAGCGAUAGUACUAAUGGGUCAUCGAAUGCGGCACUCAAUAAAUUUACUGAUCUCACGACUGAUGAUGUUUGGAAGCAAGCGCGAUCUGAUGUACUUAAUGCUUUUCCACAUGCCCUUGCGACGCUUUGUGAUGUUUGGACACAGUUGCGAAAAGGAGAACCGAAUCUUCCGAUUGGAAAUCCUGUGAUAAUGCGCCAAUUAAUUCUUGAUUUGCUUUCACCAAUAGUGCAACAUCAUCAGCAAGCAUUUUUAUCAUCACUUGCAUUGGUGUGGAUGACGCGAAGUUCAUUAACAUCACAAAAACAGCUUACUACACGUGCUGAAUCUGAUCAGUCAUCAUUUGAUUAUUCACCGGCACAACUCGAUAUUGCGGAUCUCUUGCUCAGUAUCAAAAUUCUUCCAUUCGAAAACCUUAUUUCUACGGUUGCUGAAGCAUUGAAGGAAAGUGCAUGGAAAAUCGUAAAGUCAGGUGCAGCUCUAGAAAAGCAAAGUGCUUUCCCAACCGAACUUGCGCUGCUGGAAAUGCUUCAUGGUUGUGUUAGAGCUACACCAUCCACUGCUCUAUAUAACUGCUGGUCUUCAUUACAAGCAUUGUUUGUGGAAUCUCCGGUUAUGUCACUACCACCAAAGGCUGUUUUUAUCCAAUUCAUUAUACUUGUGGAUUUCGUACAACUUGCUACAAGUUCAGUCGUUGUUGAAGAUAAACAGUUAUCGCGGGCUGCUCAAGAUGCAUGUCAGAAACUUACGGAAGCUAUGAAUGUUAUAGUUGGUUGGCAGUUAGAACAAACUACCUGGUUGAAACGGACAUUGGUUGUCAAACAUGAUUCAUCCGCGCAAAAGUCGCAAGAAACAUCGCCAGUAGUAGAGUUCGUCACUGCGCCAACGUCACUGGCUGCUUCAGAAAAUAGUUCUUUACGUGGUUCCACAUCGUCAUUGGUACCACCAAGGAUUCCUACCUUCGAUACAGCUACGCAGAUAUCAGUUUCAUCUCAGGGUGCAUCAACCUCAGCAGUCGAAAGGCGGAGUAUAUCAAAUAUACGAUCAAGUUUGAAAGAUCCAAAUAGCUUGAAACGUGAUCCGACUCACAGUACUCAGGCUUUAUUCCUGCUUGCCGAGCAUUUAGCCGAAUUAGUUGAUUCGAUAUGUAAGAGUGAAGAUAAAGAAAGAUUGUUGCCACUGCUUCAUGCUGUUUGGAGUAAUACGCUGCCAUAUUUGAAAGCCAAAAAUGCUCGAAAUGCUCGAUUCUUUCUUGCUAGUUCGCAAUUACUAGCAUCGAUGAGUACUUUCAAUUAUAUGCGACCGGUGUGGCGUAAAGCUACUUUGGAUCUUCUGCUUGAUCCAACAUUCUUCAAAAUGGAUAUGCAAUCAUUGAAACAUUGGUUGGUUAUAACGGAUCAUUUGAUGACUCACGACAAAACAUCUUUCAAGGAAUUGCUUGGAAGGAUUUCAACAGCGCAAAAUUCCGCACUUUCAAGUUUGAUAACUAGCAAAGAAGCCGAAUAUGAAAUGCGCGCUCAGGCACUCAAACGUUUAGCAUUUAUAGUACUCAGUUCAGAACUUGGUCAGUACCAAGCUCAGCUGCCUGAUAUACAAGAACGUUUGUCAGACAAUUUACGUUUAUCACAAGUUCCAAUUGUUCAUGCUCAAGUGUUUCUUUGCUAUCGAGUUUUGCUUAUCAGGCAGAAACCACAGCAUCUUGUCAGCAUGUGGCCUUCGAUGGUUACAGAACUGGUACAUGUAUUAUUACAAAUUGAACAACAACUAUCAGGUACGACAAAUGUUUCGGAUGAUUUAAAGUGUGAUCGUAAUGACCAGUGGAUGCAGUUGUAUCUUGCAGCAUGUAAACUACUCGAAACAUUAUGUACACUUCCUGCUGGUUAUUUGGCACAAUUUCAAAUGUGUCACUGGGCAUUUGUAAAUUCUGUAGCAGCAAGUGAUAUCGGUUCAUUCGUGCCAUUUGCAAGUCGUAUUGAUCGUUUGCUUCGUAAUAAAUAUGGUCAAUUAUCGAUUCAUGGUCGAAAAUUUAUGUCUGCAUCAUUGGUUAAUGUUAAAACGCUUACAAGCUUUAGUGAGUUACGCCCAUUCUUCUUGGCGCUAGCAACCCAAAAUGAAAUGCGUGCUUUAACGAUGCAAUCUUCUUUUGAUAAGGAAGAUCAGCUGCGAGAUGCUCACUUUCUCAAUGGUUCAUUGUCUUACAAAGCUGCAAUUAAUCGAUUGGAACAUGCAUUAUAUGUUGAUUUUGCGGAACAUUGGCAGUUAUAA